Messenger RNA from Colletes gigas, 2592 nucleotides. RefSeq names its product menin (gene Mnn1). Gene Ontology annotation, biological process: regulation of transcription by RNA polymerase II; negative regulation of cell cycle; negative regulation of cell population proliferation. Gene Ontology annotation, molecular function: chromatin binding; transcription cis-regulatory region binding; Y-form DNA binding. The transcript is spliced from 4 exons. The record is from RefSeq and is a predicted model, not a curated record. Gene Ontology annotation, cellular component: chromatin; histone methyltransferase complex; nucleus. The coding region runs from base 231 to 2051 and encodes 606 amino acids. NCBI's taxonomy places the organism in Eukaryota, Metazoa, Arthropoda, Insecta, Hymenoptera, Colletidae.
GCUGGCUGAUACGCGGUUGUGGUUCGUUUUGUGGUGCGGAAAUGUGAGAGUUUCGCGUCGAGAACGAGAAAAUCGACACCGACUAGCGUGCGUCGUUAGUCAACGAGGAGGAAACCGAACGGAUCACACGAAUUCGCCAAAGGUUUCUGUCAAGAUAAACACGAAAUAGGAUGACACUCGUGGUUUGAACGAAGAUCUCGAUCUCGUGCGUGCAGUCUGCCAGUUGCGACAUGGCGGGUUUUCGAGACGAGGACAAGGCUCUGUUUCCUAUACAGAGCAUCUCCUCCAUCGUGCAGAUUUUCCAGAACCAGCUGGAAAACAGCUCGGAGCCGGAUCUGGCUUUGCUCUCGAUUCUCGUCGGCGCGGUCGAGAAUUCCCUAACCUGCAAUCGAACUUUUGCGUCGCAGGAAGCCACUGUUUACGACGAGCUGAAAUUGCCGGCGGUCGAGUUUCACAUCGCGGAGGCACUUUACACCAAGUUCCACGCCGUGAUCAAGGGAGCGGUCGAUCUCACGGUUUACGACACCAAAUACGCGACCAGAGAACUCGUAAAAAAGGUCUCGGACGUGAUAUGGAAUUCUCUCACUAGAAGCUACUAUAAAGAUCGCGCGCAUUUGCAAAGCCUCUAUAGCUACCUCACAGCGAAUAAACUGGAUUGUUUCGGGGUGGCGUUUGCCGUGGUUGCCGGUUGUCAGGUGUUGGGAUUUAAGGAUGUGCAUCUUGCUAUGUCUGAGGACCAUGCCUGGGUGGUAUAUGGAGAGGAUGGAACAGAAACAGCAGAGGUUACAUGGCAUGGAAAGGGAAAUGAAGAUAAACGUGGACAACCGGUCGAGCCUGGUGUGGCUUCAAGAUCCUGGUUGUACGUGAAUGGACAGGCAGUUGUAUGCUCCAGGGCUAUGGAAGUUGCUACCAUAGUAUCGGCUAUUAAUCCUAGUUUAAGCGCGACUGCUGAUGCAGCAGAAGUGGCUCUGCUCCAGCAGGAACUAUUAUGGUUGUUAUACGAUUUGGGUCAUCUGGCAAAGUAUCCUAUGGCUCUGGGUAAUCUGGGAGAUCUCGAGGAGGCUGCGCCUACUCCAGGUAGACCUCCAGCCAUUGACCUGUUUCAGGAAGCCAUACGAACAGCGAGAAAGUAUUACGGGAAUGCCCAUGUAUAUCCUUAUACCUAUCAAGGCGGUUAUUUGUACAGACACGGACUGCACGCGAACGCGUUGUCGUCGUGGGCAGACGCGGCAGACGUUUUAAGAAAGUACGACUAUUCGAGGGACGACGGAGAAAUAUAUAAGGAACUGUUGGAAAUAGCAAACGAGUUGAUACCGCACACAGUGCGAGCGGACGAGCGUCUGUUACGACAACCGCGAUGUUUCGCGUACCUGUUGAGGUUCUACGACGGAAUAUGCCAGUGGGAAGAGGGCGCGAAUACACCGGUACUGCACAUAGGAUGGGCUCGACCUUUGGUGAACACAAUCUCGAAGUUCGACGCCGGUAUUCGCGCUCAGGUCAUUAUAGAGUGUUACGACGUGGAGGCGAAACAGGAGGAGGAGAGGGCGCAGAAGAGGGAGACCAGCCCGGAAGAAACAUUGAACAACAACAACAACAAUUAUUGUAAGACGAAGGAGAGGGGCAACACGGCACGCGAUUUGAUCAAAAGCUUAGAGUCGAAAGUACCUUCUAAUCCAGCCCCGAUGCAUCCUAGUAUUCAAGCCUUGACCGCGGCGUGCAGCGAGAAAAUACUUAACAGAGAUUACCUCUUGCAAGGCGGCGGAGAACCGUUCGUCGCUCCGCCGGACGACGCUCUGCCGCCUGCACCUUCCACAUCUCAGGAGAACCUUGAUCCCGAGGUAGAGACUGAUUCCGAGAACGAGAGGCCAAGGAUAACGUUGUACAGUCAGAAGAUGAAGGGUCUGAAGGACCUGUUGCUGGCCGAGAAGCUGAACACGCACGCGAUCUCGUUGCAGCUGACCGCGCAGAGUCAGGUACAAAUCGGUAAGAAGUCGCGCGGCAGCGACGACGUUGGAGUCAGUCAGCGUCCAAAGAGGACGCGUCGGGAAUAGUAUAAGAUCAUCGACCGCCGUUUCGGUAUCGUGAAGUAUUGAAACAGUGCCACUAGAUUUAUUUCUAUCGGUGGCGCGCGUACGCGAACGUAUGGAAAUGGUUUCCAUAUAUCGUUAGAAUCUCAGUCUUCGCUCACGGUUUCUUUCUGUUCGAGUGAAUUCCCCGAUCCAAGCUUCUACGCGGCAACGAUCGCGGGGAAGCUGGGGCGAUGGUGAUGAAUUUUGUGCCGUUUCGUUUUUGAACCCCCCGCGCCCCGCGCGUAUCGUUCUUCGCGACGAUUCGAUCGAUCGAUCGUUACGCGAGUCAUCGCGAAACACGUUCGCGCGGAAACCGCGGGACGCGUCGUCGUUUAGAUACAGGAACGGGCAAAAUGUAUUUAAAAGAAAAAUAUUCGAACGACGAAUACCUCGUCCACUUGUAUUCUGUUCCGUAGUCAAAAUGCUUGAAGGUAUUCGUGAAUUUUAUUCGGUAGCCGAUGCACGGAACACUUUUAUUCGACCUCGUCGUCGGACACAGAAUACGCAGGGUAUUUUAUAAAAA